This is a messenger RNA of Paecilomyces variotii, 752 nucleotides long. Its product is annotated as putative mitochondrial 37S ribosomal protein S27. Lineage: Eukaryota; Fungi; Ascomycota; Eurotiomycetes; Eurotiales; Thermoascaceae. The coding region runs from base 109 to 435 and encodes 108 amino acids. The transcript is spliced from 4 exons. The record is from RefSeq and is a predicted model, not a curated record. Gene Ontology annotation, cellular component: mitochondrion.
CUAGUAGAUCACGUGCACGACCGCCGCGCUAUUGCGGAUGCUUUUCACGACUCGAUCUCUCCGCGGAACUCGGAUCAAUCAUCCAUUGCGACCUUUGUCUCCUACAAGAUGGCGGCACCACAGUCACGCCUGCUUGAGUUACUCAAGAGUCAGUGCCGCAUCUUCUCUCUGAACUACAAUCCUCAACGCUUGCGGCUGGGAAAUAAGAUCUUGCGACAGCGAUUGCGAGGACCGGCGCUUGCGGCAUGGUACCCUAGAAAGACCGUGUCAUUCCGUGAUCUCCAAGAGACGUACAAACCUCUUGGUUUGACCACCUUCGAUGAAGCGGAGGAUGACCGAGAAGAAGCGAUCCAGAUUGCCAAAUUAAGAGGAAAGGGACGACCGAAGAAGAAGCGAACUGCAGCAGAAUCGAGAACGGCAAAGAAGAAGAAAUAAGCCAUACGUCUUUGAGUGCACGGGACACAGGAGAAGGAUGCAUUGCUGACGUAGAUUGCGCGGUGUCUAGAAAACAUCGCGUACUCGCCUGCGGCUGGCCGCAUUCAUUCAAACUUUCUCCGGAGGAGUUCUGGGCUCUUUCUUACCAUGCGUGCUUUCCUUCCCAUGUAAUAUUAGCUUCUACCGAAAUCAUCCCAAUGAAAUAUCAGGAAAAUAGAGUAUAUGACAAUGCUUUGUCUGGAAACCAACAAUCACGAUAUAUGAUGCAUCUCUGAAAGAUCCAGUUUCGCUCUUUGCUGAAUUUACAAAUAUAAGCC